AUGGCCAUGCACCGUCUAUGGAAAGCAACUGCUGCUUUUCUUUUUGUAUUUUUAUCUUCGACAGCAGACGCCCUUCAGGUUACACCGGGUUCCAAGUGCGCCAAGGCCUGCCUUAAUGCGGGGAGCGACAACCCGUGGAAGGCGUCCGACUCCAACACAAACAUCACGGAUGUUACCUGUUCAGACUCGAAAUACCUAGACACAGCCGCCGGCCAACAUUACCAAAGGUGCCUCACUUGUUUGCAACGGAGCAAUAGGGUGUGGGACGGCGAGACGGAUUUAAAGUGGUUUGUCUACAACCUUCGAUACACACUCGACGCAUGCCUCUUCUCAAUACCUUCAACACCAAUAGACGACGGCAACAUAUCAUGCUCUACGAACGGUGCUUGCCGUUCUCUCAAAACCUCGCUAUCCAACGACGACCUUGAACCAAAUCCGAACAAAGCUUGGGACUACUGCGCAGCCGACGAUGGAAACUUUAUGAGCCAAAAUCAGUCAUCGUGCCGCGACUGUCUACGGAACAGCAAGGAACAAGCCUACAUGGCCAACUUCAUCACCGCUCUCGAAGCGGGCUGUCGUCAGACGCCCAACGAUGGCGACGUGUUGGGCCUCAGCGCCACGGUCUUUUCCAAAACCACCGUCGACAUUAUCGACCCGGAACGCGUCACCAACCCCGACGAGCCAUCCGGCAAGCUGCCCGCGCCCGCCAUUGCCGGCAUCGUCGUCGGCGUCGUGUUAGUGUGCACGAUUGCCGUGUGUCUGCUCAUCGCGCACUGCCGCCGCGAGCGCCGUCACGGCAGCUGGUCCGACCCGUACGACUCGGAGCCGCAGCACAGCCCGUACCGCUCUCCGACCGGCUACGGCGCGGGGUCCAAGGGUCACUUCGUGCGGCCGUACCGCGGCGACCAGGCGUACGCGGGCGGUGGAGGAGGGAGCAGCCGCGGCAACAGCGAGAAGACGACGCCCGUCACGGCCACCCAGCACACGGGCAGCCGGUUCCCCAACGGCGGCAUCGAGCUGCGCAGCACGCCCGUGCACUACGAGCACGACCUAAAGGGCUACCGGCAGCGCUCGCAGACGUCCAUUGCCACGCCGGCACCGACGUACGCCGGCGGCGAAAACAACCAGCACGACGACGACGACGCGCGUCGGGGCCGCACGCCGCCUCGCAAGCCGAGCAGAGACGACGGCUACUACUUUGGUGAGCGAGGCGGCGACUACAAGUCGCCGCCGCAGCCGCCUGCCUCUGUCAGCCUCGGCCUGCCCGCCAACCCGCGCCGACGCUCCAACACGCCCGACUCGUUUGCCGAGCAGGCCUACAUGGCCGCGGCCGAGGAGUCGGAGCGCAUCGCGGAGAGGCACGCCGCCGCGUCGCGCGCCUCGCAGCAUCUGUCCCCUAUACCCUCCUCCCCCGGCGACGCCACCUCGAAUCGCGACAGCCACAACGGCAGACUGCUCGCGGCCCUGUUGCCCACCUCCAUCACGUCCAAGCUCAAGGUCCCGAGCCUGUUCCGCUCCUCGUCGCCCCGGCGGCCGAUAAGAAACAUCUCGGCUCCCAUCCUCGCGACCGAGCCCCGGUACUCCAUCGCCCCGCGGGGUCCCGUCAUUGUUGACCCCCAGAGGCAGAAGCGUGUCAGCCCGCGCGCCGUGCGAAACGCGAGUGACGUGUAUGGAUGA
Akanthomyces muscarius is the source of this 1677-nucleotide messenger RNA. RefSeq lists its product as uncharacterized. The transcript is spliced from 3 exons. Bases 1 to 1677 code for a protein of 558 amino acids. Lineage: Eukaryota; Fungi; Ascomycota; Sordariomycetes; Hypocreales; Cordycipitaceae. The record is from RefSeq and is a predicted model, not a curated record.